Molecule: messenger RNA, 6133 nt
Organism: Orycteropus afer afer
Lineage: Eukaryota; Metazoa; Chordata; Mammalia; Tubulidentata; Orycteropodidae
Source: RefSeq, a predicted model, not a curated record
GGCGGCGGCGGCGGCAGUCCUCAUCCCGGUGGCCCAGCGCUAGAGCGGACGCGGGGCUUCGCAAAUGGCUUGUCCCGCCCUCAAUCUGGAAGCUCUUCAGCCUCUGCAGCCCGAGCCGCCCCCCGAGCCGGCCUUCUCUGAGGCGCAGAAGUGGAUCGAGCAAGUGACUGGCAGAAGUUUUGGUGAUAAAGAUUUUCGGUCAGGGUUAGAAAAUGGAACCCUCCUCUGCGAGUUGCUGAAUGCUAUAAAGCCCGGACUUGUUAAAAAGAUCAAUAGAUUGCCUACCCCCAUUGCAGGAUUGGACAAUAUUAUCUUAUUCUUGAGAGGUUGUAAAGAGCUGGGCCUUAAAGAAUCUCAACUUUUUGACCCAAGUGACCUCCAGGAUACAUCAAACAGAGUAGCGGUCAAGAGCCUUGAUUAUAGCAGAAAACUGAGAAAUGUAUUAGUUACCAUUUACUGGCUGGGGAAAGUAGCAAAUAGCUGUGCAUCUUAUAGUGGAACUACACUGAACCUGAAGGAAUUUGAAGGAUUGUUGGCUCAGAUGAGAAAGGAGACUGAUGACACUGAGAGUCCUAAGCGUAGUAUCCGAGACAGUGGCUACAUCGACUGCUGGGAUUCCGAACGCAGCGACUCCCUCUCUCCUCCUCGGCACGGCAGAGAUGAUUCCUUCGACAGCCUGGAUUCCUUUGGCUCCCGUUCCCGGCAAACACCUUCCCCAGAUGUAGUGCUCAGGGGAAGCAGUGAUGGGAGAGGAAGCGACUCUGAGUCCGACUUGCCUCAUCGGAAGCUACCAGAUGUGAAGAAGGAUGAUAUGUCUGCACGGCGGACUUCCCACGGUGAGCCGAAAUCAGCAGUGCCUUUUAACCAGUACCUCCCCAACAAAAGCAACCAGACAGCCUACGUCCCCGCACCUCUGAGAAAGAAGAAAGCAGAGCGAGAGGAGUACAGAAAGAGCUGGAGUACUGCCACCUCCCCCCUGGGCGGGGAGAGGCCCUUCAGAUACGGUCCGAGAACUCCUGUGUCUGAUGACGCAGAGAGCACAAGUAUGUUUGACAUGCGGUGUGAGGAGGAGGCUGUGGUGCAGCCACACAGCAGGGCCCGCCAGGAGCAGCUGCAGCUGAUAAAUAACCAGCUGAGGGAAGAAGAUGACAAGUGGCAAGACGACCUGGCUCGAUGGAAGAGCCGCAGAAGAAGUGCUUCUCAGGACUUAAUCAAGAAAGAGGAAGAAAGGAAAAAAAUGGAGAAGUUACUGGCUGGUGAAGAUGGAACAAGAGAACGAAGGAAAAGCAUCAAAACCUACAGAGAAAUUGUUCAAGAAAAAGAACGGAGAGAGAGAGAGUUGCAUGAGGCAUAUAAGAAUGCUCGGUCCCAGGAGGAGGCAGAGGGGAUCCUUCAGCAGUACAUUGAGAGAUUCACCAUCAGCGAGGCUGUUCUUGAACGCUUGGAGAUGCCAAAAAUUCUGGAAAGAAGCCAUUCAACAGAGCCAAACUUAUCCUCCUUCUCAAACGACCCCAACCCCAUGAAAUACCUGCGGCAACAGUCACUGCCUCCACCCAAAUUCACUGCCACUGUUGAAACCACCAUCGCUCGUGCCAGUGCUCUGGAUACCAGCAUGUCAGCAGGCAGUGGGUCUCCAAGCAAAACUGUCAGUCCCAAAGCAGUGCCUAUGCUGACACCCAAGCCUUACACCCAGCCCAAAAGCUCUCAAGAGGUUCUGAAGACCUUUAAGGUAGAUGGGAAAGUCAGCGUGAAUGGAGAAAUGGCUCAUGGAGACGAGGAGGAGAAAGAAAGAGAGUGUCUCACAGAGGCAUUUGCCCCCUCCUUACCCAAAUCCCAGAUGUCUGAAGGUGUGGCCAGAGUGCAUGGGUCGCCUGUGGAGUUAAAACAAGACAACAAUGGCAUUGAGAUCAACAUAAGGAAGCCAAAUUCUGUUCCCCAGGAACUGACAGCAACCACUGAGGAAUCUCAACCAGUCAGUCAGGAGGAUGAGAAUAAUGGUGGAAAGCCAGGAAAAGGGAAUACAGAAUUUGCCUCAUCAGAGCCACAGCAUUUUACGACAACUGUGACUCGAUCCAGCCCAACUGUGGCCUUUGUGGAGUUUUCCUCCAGCCCCCAGCUAAAAAACAACGUGCCAGAAGAAAAAGAUCAGAAGAAACUGGAAGAUGAGAUGAGUGGAAAGGUGGAGUUGGUGCUGUCACAAAAGGUAGUAAAGCCAAAAUCUCCAGAACCAGAAGCAACCCUGAUGUUUCCAUUUCUGGACAAAAUGCCUGAAACCAACCAACUACAUUUGCCAAAUCUUGAUUCUCAAGUGGGUUCUCCAAGCAGUGAAAAGUCACCUGUAACUACACCUCAGUUUAAAUUCUGGGCAUGGGACCCGGAAGAGGAACGCAAGCGACAGGAAAAAUGGCAACAGGAGCAGGAACGUUUGCUGCAGGAAAGAUACCAGAAGGAGCAGGACAAGCUGAAAGAAGAAUGGGAAAAGGCCCAAAAGGAGGUGGAAGAGGAAGAACGCAGAUACUAUGAAGAGGAACGCAAGAUAAUUGAAGACACGGUGGUUCCCUUUAUUUCCUCAAGUUCUGCAGACCAGCUGUCAACAUCCUCCUCUAUAACUGAAGGCAGUGGGACAGUGAAUAAGAUGGACUUGGACUGUCGAGAAGAAGAAGAGAGAAAACAGAAGAAACCAUUCCAGGGGGAUGAUAAUGACUUAUUGCUUAAAAACAGGGAAAGCGAUCCACUGGAGGAAAAGAGGAGCCAAACUCCAGGGACCCUGGCUCAAUCUGAGAACCCUGUACCAAAAGGAAUCCAUCAGGACCAGCCUCUGGAAACAGAAGCUGGAGCUGCGCACUGUGAGAUUAACCCACAGCUAUCUCAGGAUCCAUCCAGGAAUCAGCAGGUAUUAAACCCACCUACGCACAUGUCAGGAGAUGUGAAGCCAAAAACCCUGCCACUGGAUAAAAACAUUAACCAUCAGAUUGAGUCUCCAAGUGAAAGGCGGAAGACAAGCCCUCAAGAGAAUUUCAAGGCUGGACACUUGUCCCCUUGCUCUCCCACUCCUCCUGGCCAGUCACCAAACAGGUCUAUAAGUGGGAAAAAGCUGUGCUCUUCCUGUGGCCUGCCUUUGGGUAAAGGAGCUGCUAUGAUCAUCGAGACCCUUAAUCUCUAUUUUCACAUCCAGUGCUUCAGGUGUGGAAUUUGUAAAGGACAGCUUGGCGAUGCAGUGAGUGGGACGGAUGUUAGAAUUCGAAAUGGACUUCUAAAUUGUAAUGAUUGCUACAUGCGAUCCAGAAGUGCUGGCCAACCUACAACAUUGUGAUGUGGUCUUCAAGUAUCCCGAUCAUUCACCAUUUGUUUAUUGAGGGUGUCCCUGGCAAUCAUCUAACAAAAUCCCAAGUUCGGGGGCUCCCCAGCAUUCAUCUAAUUUCAGAACGGCUAUUCUAAAAGAUGGUGUCUGUUCUUUCAUAGCACAGCAUUUGUGUUUUACUUUUUUUGUUUGUUUUUGCAUUUGCACAUAUAUAAAAGAGAAUAUUGGAUUGUCAUGAUCCUGAAUAGCUCAAAGAGGGUCUUAGCAUGGUCAAGCAGGCUUAUGGUUUAAAAUGUGUUACUCUCUUCUUUGGGACUUAAUUACAUAAGUGAGACAAUAAACCUGUUUUGUGUUAGUAUUUCUAGGAAUUAAACAUUCUUUGUUUACAGAGUGGAGCUGCAGAAAGUGCGAGACAUGCCAAUUUGAGAUGUGGUCUUCUAAAAUAGGAGCAUAAGAUUAACGCAUUUCAGGAACUAAACAUCACAGUGAGCUCUCUGAGCUAUAACUUGUUUUAAUGCAAGGACAAUAGUCUGAUAAUAUAUACUGUAAUCCGGAAACACUUGUGUUACUUAUCUUUUGAGGGGAGAAGUUUUAUCAAUAAAUUAUUGCACAAUUAGUAUUAGAUUUUGUGUAUCUUGGAAGUUAUGUCAUUAAUAUAGGCUGUUCCAUCAAAUAAAGAGAACCUUUGCAAUAUCUGCUAGACUUACACUCUGGGACAUUGCCCAAAGGUAGGAAAACAUCAGAGGGAAAUACUUCAAUCAUCAUUUCCAAAGUUAUUACCAAAAUCUGUGAGGUAGUUUAAUCUUCAGAAGAGUGGGGGGUCAGAGCCCAGAGGUCUGUGUGGCUUGCUUUUCUUCAGGCACUAGAUUAGAAGUCCUCAGUAAGAGUCUUUAUUAGGCUAUGGAAAAUCGCAUCGAGAUAAAUCCAUCAUUAGGAGUAACCACUUGCCUCCAAGUUCUCCUUGAGAGCCUGAAGCUCAAGUGUCUAGAUAAAAACAUUAAGUCCAUCCAGAAUAGAAUCCAAAAUGACAUAAUGAUCUGAAAAGCCACUGGUGUGUGAUCAACAAGAACCUAUCGCUGCAAUCGUGCCCUGCCCACUCCAAUGGAUAGAUGCUCUCCUGCAUUCUUCGUCACCACCUCUCUUCACCACCCAACAUCCUGGAUCCUGCUCGUGGAGCAGUUUAGAGAGGGUCCCUCACUGAGAGCUUGUUUGUUUCCUGCCCUGUGUGAUGAGUUUCAGCUGGCCAAGAAAGGAGUCAAGUUACUAAAACAGCAUCACGUUUCAGGUCUCCAGGCUGUUUUCUUUAAGACUGGGGAAAGAGGCGCUUAUUUAUUUUGCCUUAAAAACGAUGGCAUAUAAGUGAAGAUAACAUGAUAUGAAUGUAGACUAUGGAGACACUCGUUAUAGGUUAAUGUAGUCAUAAAAGGAGAUCAAGUAGAUGCUUUUCUGUUAUGUAAGCAAUGUUUUCCUGUGUCUUCCUGAGUAUGACUAGCAAUUAUUUAUUUACGUGUAAGAUGGCUCUUUGCAUGCAGGUUCUAUAUAAGUGCAGACAUUUCCUCAGCCUCUGGAGGUUUUUGACCAUAUUGUCAUUCGGGUGAGCUGUUGUGAGAUUGAAAUUUACACAUCAUUUCUUAAAAAUUGUGCCUUAGAAAAUGCAAAGCUGUUGCACAUAGUUAGUGAUGAAUUAUGGAUGCAGUACAUUGAUGAGAGAUGAAGUCACUUCCAAGUUCCCAAGACUUCUCAUGGAGGUCUUUGCUGUUUUACAUGAAAAAAAAAAUUAACAAGAAAAAGAAAGUUUUGAAAAUGUACAGAUCAAGUCCAAUAUUUUGAUUAACCACCUGCAUGUUUUAUUAAACAUUUUGAUAAUGUGGAUGUUUACACUUUGCAUGGUAUAUUAGCGGAGUACUUUACCACACAUAGUGCACACACAAAACAUGUACAAUAUGAUCAUUCAUAACCAAUUUUUAUAGAAUACUUUUUACAUGUGGAACUCCAUCCGUUAUGUAAGGACUGUAUGACUAUUGCACAUUCUCUUCUGGUUUCACAGACUCAUUUAUACAUAUUUCUUAGUGAGACUCACUGUACAUGUACUGAAGCUAGAAUCGAGUCACGAAAAAUAAAGCCCCAUUCUCCAACUGCAAAAUGUGCUUUCCCAUAAUGAACACCAGCCACCAGCACAGAAUAAUCUCCAACAUUUUCUAAAUUCUUAUUGCCAACUGUUUCUAUUUCUAUUUGAUUUAUAUUUCAUUUGGAGUCUGUUACAUGGCAGCUUCAGCAGACUAGAUCUUGUUUUUCCCAAUGCAACAUAAUGCUUAUGAUCUAUUUCUUUUCAAAUAAUCUUUGCGAUCCCAGUGGGGGGGUGCUCUACUCUGUUGAGCUAUAAUGUAAAUGUGUUUGAAAAAAAAAAAAUGGACAGGGCAAGUGAAUGAUUUAUUGUUCCUGAGGAAGUAUAUCUGAUUUUUUUCCUCAUACUCCAAUGCUAGUCCUAUUCUUUCUUAAGAAAACGUGGGUAAUACUUUGUUUUUCAUUAGCAAACUUUAUGACAUUUCCUCAUUCUUUCUAUGUAGUGUUAUUAAUGCAAUACGUAUUCUAGUUAUCUAUAGUGUUAAGAUUUAACAAACUGAAAGGAUCCACCUCCUAUAUGAGUCCGUCCAAACUAUGUUACUGUUAUGGGUAAGCCAAUGUUCUAUAUCAGUUACACUAACCUUCAUUUACAAUAUUUAUUCUCAAAUGCCUCUGAGAAAUAGUAAAAAAAAAUAAAAAUAAAAAGUUGUCUAAAAUGCAACAGCUUUUAUAGUAAAUGUACAUUUAUAAAUAAAAUACUCAAAUCAA